This is a messenger RNA of Haemonchus placei, 930 nucleotides long. The record is from the annotation of a GenBank genome assembly. NCBI's taxonomy places the organism in Eukaryota, Metazoa, Nematoda, Chromadorea, Rhabditida, Trichostrongylidae.
UUUAAAAAUGUAUUGUCUGUUUUGCUCGAAUCGUUACUUGUUUCGGCAACUCAGCAGCAAAAAUGUGUCUUGAGUAAUAAAGGAAUCUACCGGAAAUUUUCUAUUUGGGACACUGUGUCAAACAUAUCAUGGGUGCUUGUGAAUUCCGAACCAUUGAUGGAAUUUGAAGGACCAACGUUGCGCAAAAUUAUCGACAUUGGAGGGAUCGGAGUACAUGAGCCAAAACCGUUGGACGAAGAAUGGAAUCGAAUUCUCAAUCUUAGAAAACAAACAAUUCUAAUUUCGUUCGGUACAGUAGCGCAGAGCAAGUUCAUGCCCGAGUCAAUGAAGAAGGCCAUCAUCAACGUCGUCAAUUUCCCGAACAUCACUUUUAUUUGGAAGUAUGAAGAACCGAACGAUGCCAUGUUCAAGGGGAUAGACAAUCUAAUCGCUUCAGAAUGGACACCACAAAGCUGCUUACUAGCCGAUAAACGUCUAACACUCUUCAUAACUCACGGCGGUGCUGGAAGUAUGAUGGAGAGUGCACUUCGAGCCAAGCCACUUAUUGUCGUUCCUUUAUUUGGUGAUCAGACGCGGAAUGCAAAGCUCAUGGAGAAGUUUGGUUUUGGUGAGGUGUAUGGGCAUACACACUUGGACAAGGUGAGAAAUUUCAGAUAUCAAACAGCUGCUACUCGAAUGAGCCGGCUGUUGGCACGGCGGCCAUUCAGUCCUGGAGAGAAACUGGUGAAAACCGUCGAACUUGCUGCCGAGUUUGGAAAUCUACCAGAACUGAGAGCCGCUGGCAGAAAUCUUGGAUACAUCGCGUAUUACAAUCUCGAUUUGCUUUUAAUAAUAGCAGCGUUCUCCGUCAUUUUCACAGUUUUUUUACUUUGUAUUAUACAUCGGGUUUUUGUGCGUUUCUUUAUAACAGUAAAAGUAAAAGUUCAAUGA